AAACCACCAUGAUACUGUGGUUUACAGCUUUAAGCGUGUGGGGUUGUUUCAAGCCAACUUUAACUUUAUGCAAAGCUAAACUGGUGAAUCGGCCACAGGCUCAAUAGACACCGGCUGCAACCAGUGGCUGAUCUUAUUCUUCUCUGUUCUAUCAGGUGCACACAGAUGCCCAGUCAUUAUUUUCGAUUAGGCUCCCAGAUGCAGGAUGUCUGCAGGGAAUCCUUUGGGCCCUGAGCUCAGGGAUCGUUUGAGGAGCCUCCGAAUGCUCCAGAACUCCAGUCAAGCAUCUGUGGGAUGAACCUGAAGCACUAGUUUGUUCAGGCCCACCAAUAAAACCUGUGGGAGUUUUUCGAGGUCAUAUGCUGUCUUAAAACCAGUGGGACCACCGGAACCCUUGAUCUGUGUAAUUAUUUAUGGACCAGACUUUACUUUCCUGUCAAAGCCUGCGGAGGUAAUUGGUGAAACAAAAGGACACAGUUGUAGCAGUCUUUUAAUGGGUUCACGGUCCCGUUAACGUUGUUGUGCCUUCGUCCUCCUGAGGCAAUUUUCUAAGUUUCAAACGGAGACGGGAGGAUUACAAACCGUGAGAAAGGCCACAGCAGCAAGGUUCCUCAUAAAUGCUUCAGUUAGCGCUCAGGGUCCAGUGGAGUCAGAGUGAGAGUCACGGCCCGUUGACAGGUGAACAGUACUUGAAGUGUGUGUGUGUGCGUUUGUGUGAGUCAGUUGUGACUGUCUACUCUUUGAUUGUAACUGUGACUCUUUUCGGUUAACACAGUUUACAAACGUUGAUAUCCAGAGAAAAAUAAUUUCACAAUAUGAAAUAUAUCUGAAUAUUCUUUCUCAAUGGGGCCGAAGGCCAACCACAGAGGUCCUUAAUUUGCCUCAUGGUCGCGUUGUUAUCACAUUACUGAGUCAAUAGAAUCCUUGCACUAGGCAGCAGGUCUGUAUAAACCUACUGUAAUGAUAACUUUGAAUCACGCAUGCAGGACGACUGUCAAAGCUGGAACAUUUCUGUUCAGCUAUAUGUGAUUGUCAAUGAACCAAGCACAACCCAAUAUUUAAAAACUAACUAUUUAACCCUUUGCGUGUUUGGUUCUGUCUUCUAUAAAUAUUGAAUCAGUGACAAAGAACUGAACUCAUACCUUUUCAUCAAAUAAUCCUAUCGUCUAUAUAAUGCUUGUAAUAAACAGUAGUGUUCUGUUUUUUUAUCAUCUUCUGCUCUUCUCUACUAUUGUUACACAGCGUUGGGGCCAAACAAAAACUCAAGAAACUGAAAUAAUGAAAAGCAAAAGUCAGGUCACUCAACCGAGGACGAGAGAAGCACUAAGUCUCUGAGUGAUUUCAGUGUGGGCUGGUUUACUUAACCUUUCAAUGGGCGCUGCUGCAUCUGAAUAUAAAGAGCGACGCCACAGACUCCCUUCUUCUGCGUCCUGCCCAUCAACAUGCAUUGUUUCAGUGUGGUUUCCCUCCUAAUGUUGGCCUGCUACACUUUACCAAGUGUCUCCACCGAUGAAGCCAAGCAACUUAACUGUAAGUAAGAACUUGAUUCAUUUCACAGGAAACUAAGAAGAAAAGAGAAUGAUAGAGGACAGUCCCCAUUGUUUUCAUUUUGGAUGUGUGUUUAUUGUGGGAGGACAUGCACAAGAGCAACAAGUCUGUAGCGGGGGUGUCAUGCACUAAUAUCACUUGUCCAACAUUUAGUCUGAGUUAAUCUUACCAGAUAAAACACAUGUACUAAUAAAGAUGAAGGCUGUACAGUACAUGUACCUCAUCUCAUCUCAUCUCAUCUCAUCUCAUCUCAUCUCAUCUCAUCUCAUCUCAUCUCAUAUCAUAUCAUAUCAUAUCAUAUCAUAUCAUAUCAUAUCAUAUCAUAUCAUAUCAUAUCAUAUCAUAUCAUAUCAUCCUACAUGUAGGCUCAGUCUCAUCUCAUGUGGAGUGUGCAGACUAUUUUUAUGCUUCUUUGUUAUGACACUGUUUAUGUUCCAGCUACAUCCACCAGAGAGCUGCUUUUCUCGUCAUAUCAAGAAAGCGUUCAAAUUAUAAAUGCAGCCUUGUUUCACUCCAGACGAAGACGGAGCUCAUCCUCGUCCUCCAUGCGCGUGUUUACUUUUCCUCGGCAAACUGAGAGCGAGACCACAGAGAGUUCCAGAGCGGCAGAAGUUUUUCAAACAACACUGCAAGUUCUCAAGACCAGAGCGAAACGACUGCAUAAAAGGGACGUCACAACACCAGAGCUGUUGUCGUGGGAGGAUGUGGAGCUGGUUGCGGAGCUCUCCCAGUGUCUUCCUUCAACACAUCCAGCCGUCUGUCAACACAGUCAUCUCAACAAAUACCGCUCUAUAAGCGGCCUCUGCAAUAACAGGCAAAAUCCUCUCUGGGGAGCAGCCAACACUCCCCUGGUCAGAUGGCUUCCAGCUGAAUACGAAGACGGGGAGAGAGAACCCAAGGGGUGGAACCGAGGACUGCUCCAUAAUGGAGUCCAACUUCCACUGCCGCGAGACGUCAGCAAGCAAAUACUGCGGAGCACUUCAAAACGGAGCGAGGACGUCUAUUCUCAGCUGCUGGUGGACUGGGGUCAGUACAUCGACCAUGAUAUGACCUUUACCCCCCAAAGCGCUGCCAGUGCUGCGUUCGAGUCCGGCGUGGACUGUUUGAACACGUGUGAAAAUGUGCAUCCGUGCUUCCCCAUAGAGACAGAUGACAUGCUCUCUGGUCCACAAGGCUGCAUGGCCUUUUAUCGCUCCGCCCCAGCCUGCUCCAUCCAUUUGGCCUCCGACAUUGGACAAGCUCUGCAGCAGCAGCAGAUGAACGCCAUCACCUCCUUCAUAGACGCCUCCGUCGUGUAUGGCCACACGCCCAAGCUGGAACGCGCCCUUCGCAACCUCUCCGGCCUAAAUGGCAAACUGGCUGUGAACGAGCACUUUGAGGACUCCAAAGGAAGAGCCUACCUUCCGUUUGUAGCCGCUGCGCCGUCGUCCUGCCAGCAGGACCCGCGGGGGGGCAGAGUGGAGUGCUUCAGGGCCGGGGACAGCCGGGUCAACGAGGUCAUGACCUUGACUGCAUUACAUACACUGUGGCUGAGGGAACACAAUCGCAUUGCAGAGGCACUGAAACAUAUGAAUCACCACUGGAGCCCAGAGACUGUGUACCAAGAAACCCGCAAGAUUAUUGGCGCUCUGCAUCAGAUCAUAACCAUGAGAGAUUACAUUCCAAAAGUUAUUGGCCCGGCCUCCUUUGAACAGCACAUUGGCGCCUAUAGGGGAUACGAUCCAACUGUGAACCCCGCAGCCUCCAACGUCUUUGCCACCGCUGCAUUCAGAUUCGGCCAUGCCACCAUCUCCCCGGUCCUCAGGAGGCUGAACGCGAGCUUCCAGGAACACGAGCACUUCCCCCACCUGAGACUACACCACACUUUCUUCAGUCCGUGGAGACUAGUCAAAGAAGGUGGAAUAGAACCAACCCUGAGAGGUGUAAUUGGAACUGCGGCAGCAGCCAUUAGUGCGGACAUGCUGGUAGUAGAGGAGGUAACAGAGAGACUGGUCGUCCUGAACGUACCGCACUAUGUGGACCUGGCCUCCCUGAAUCUGCAGCGAGGGAGGGACCAUGCCCUCCCAGGAUACAACAGUUGGAGAACGUUCUGUGGACUGAGGAACGUUAAGACAUUAGAGGACCUCGAAGAGGUUGUGGGAGACGCCGAGGUUGCUGGGAAGAUACUAAACGUAUACAAACAUCCUGACAAUAUUGAUGUGUGGCUCGGAGGUCUGGUGGAAAACCCGAUGCCAGGCUCCAGAACUGGGCCUCUCUUUGCUUGUCUGAUUGGAAGGCAGAUGAAGGCGCUUCGUGAUGGAGAUCGGUUUUGGUGGGAAGCUGAGACUGUGUUCACCCAGCAGCAGAAGACUGAGCUUUUGAAAGGUUCUGUUUCUCGUGUUAUUUGUGACAACACCGACAUAAGGGAAGUGCCCAGAGAUUCCUUCAAAUAUGGGGAGUACCCCUCUGAUUACGUCUCUUGUGAUCGGAUACCAUCGAUGGACUUGGAAGCUUGGAGGGAGGAGAAUAGCCAAGACCUAGAACUAUGUCCAUCUCCAGCAAAUAUCCACAACGGGGAUUUCAUAUUGUCGUCCUCAUCUGGCAAACUGGUUGCUCUGUACUCCUGUUACCAUGGUUUCAAAUUAAAGGGUGCCGCUGCACUAGUCUGUGAGGGAAACAAGUGGAGUAAUCAACCCCCACAAUGUACAGGACCUCACCUCUAACUUCUAGAAAAUGCAGAGGGUCCAACAGCAAACCAGCUGACUUGUCAUUGUGAUGAUUAGCAUUUGAAUGUGGGACUUUUAGAAAAAAGACAUUUUUCAUAAAAUGCAAGAAUUACUAUAUACUAUAAAUAUAUAACUAUAAAUACUUACAUUUAUUAAUUACAAGUGAGUUGAAUUUUGGCAUGUUUUCUGAAUUUCUCUCUUCCCUUGUUACUGGUUGACUAUUAGAGGCAAAUCACUGAAUGUACUGUCGUGCUCUGUCUACUUCAGAACCUCAAAUAGAGGCAAUGUCUCAAAAAAUAUUAAUUAGCAAUAAAAUACACUUAAGAACUAUAAGUUUAUUAAAGUUCUUCCUGUUCAGUAAGUCACAUACUGG
Molecule: messenger RNA, 4626 nt
Organism: Betta splendens (Siamese fighting fish)
Lineage: Eukaryota; Metazoa; Chordata; Actinopteri; Anabantiformes; Osphronemidae
Gene: tpo
Product: thyroid peroxidase
Exons: 12
Coding region: 1929-4250 (773 amino acids)
Biological process (GO): response to oxidative stress
Molecular function (GO): peroxidase activity; heme binding
Source: RefSeq, a predicted model, not a curated record